AGUGAGACCAUGGGGGGAAGAAAUCAUUCGUGGAUACCUGAGAUUGUGUUUGUGGGACUCACCAGUUCUUUGGAGAUGCAGCUUGUCCUUUUCCUAGUUUUCUCUGUGUUCUAUGUAGCAGGCAUUCUAGGUAACAUUCUCAUUGUGCUCACAGUGAUCUCUGACUACCAUUUACACUCCCCCAUGUACUUCCUACUGGCCAACCUCUCCUUUAUUGACAUUUGGGUUUCCUCCAUUGCAGCUCCCAAGAUGAUUUACGAUCUUUUCAAUGAGAGGAAAGCAAUCUCCUUCCAAGGCUGCAUUGCUCAGAUGUUCUUCAUUCAUGUUAUUGGAGGAACUGAGAUGGUUCUGCUCAUUGCCAUGGCCCUUGACCGUUACGUUGCCAUAUGUAGGCCUCUCCACUACUUGGUCAUCAUGAACUUCAGAACUUGUAUUUUGCUCUCGGUUGCUGCCUGGACCAUUGGACUCAUCCAUUCAUUGAUCCAGCUUCUAUUUGUUGUGGACUUACCAUUCUGUGGCUCCAAUGAGAUAGACAGCUUUUAUUGUGAUCUUCCUCGAUUUAUUAGGCUUGCCUGCACAGAUACUUACAGAUUGGAGUUAAUGAUCACUGCCAAUAGUGGCUUCAUCUCCCUGGGAACUUUUCUCAUCUUGAUGAUCUCCUAUAUCUUCAUUUUGGUGACAGUUUGGCAACGUACUUCCAGUGGCUUGUCUAAGGCCCUGUCUACACUGUCAGCUCACAUUACAGUAGUGGUCUUAUUUUUUGGUCCGUGUAUCUUUGUGUACUCAUGGCCAUUUCCCACAGUGCCAGUGGAUAAAUUCCUUGCCAUCUUUGAUGUGUUUGUCACUCCAUUCCUGAACCCUGCAAUUUACACUUUUAGGAAUAAAGAAAUGAAGGUGGCAAUGAGUAGAAUAUUCAGUCAGUUAUGGAGUUUCAGGAAACUCUUUUAA
Erinaceus europaeus (western European hedgehog) is the source of this 948-nucleotide messenger RNA. RefSeq names its product olfactory receptor 4F15-like. Gene Ontology annotation, biological process: G protein-coupled receptor signaling pathway. The transcript has a single exon. Gene Ontology annotation, molecular function: G protein-coupled receptor activity; olfactory receptor activity. The record is from RefSeq and is a predicted model, not a curated record. NCBI's taxonomy places the organism in Eukaryota, Metazoa, Chordata, Mammalia, Eulipotyphla, Erinaceidae. The coding region runs from base 10 to 948 and encodes 312 amino acids. Gene Ontology annotation, cellular component: membrane.